AUGGCUCUCUACCUGCCGGAUGCUCCCGCCGCUGCCCUCCAGGACUCCCGUGCGUUUUUUUUACCCGGCACGGCUGUCGGCAUGCUGCCCGAUGGGGUAGCAGGCCAAGACGACCAAGGACUUCAGAGCGACGGCUCCCCGGGCGCAAGCAUGCGGCCCCCGGGUACCAAGACGUGCACCAAGGACCAAGAAAUGUUGCGGAGCGCCCAUCCAGACAUGGGAGAGGCCCAAGAUACUGCGAUUGAUGACGAUGGGCCCGGCAGGGCGGCCAGCAUGCUGCCCGACCGGGUCCAGCAAUGA
Messenger RNA from Peronospora matthiolae, 300 nucleotides. NCBI's taxonomy places the organism in Eukaryota, Oomycota, Peronosporomycetes, Peronosporales, Peronosporaceae. The record is from the annotation of a GenBank genome assembly.